Molecule: messenger RNA, 6034 nt
Organism: Chlorocebus sabaeus (green monkey)
Lineage: Eukaryota; Metazoa; Chordata; Mammalia; Primates; Cercopithecidae
Gene: FOXJ3
Product: forkhead box J3
Biological process (GO): regulation of transcription by RNA polymerase II
Cellular component (GO): nucleus
Molecular function (GO): DNA-binding transcription factor activity, RNA polymerase II-specific; RNA polymerase II cis-regulatory region sequence-specific DNA binding
Source: RefSeq, a predicted model, not a curated record
CCCGGGGGCGCCUAGUCCGAGGGCAGCUACCGUCUCCUUCCAUCCAUGACCUGUCCCCUGGCCGGGGUAGCCCCCGGCCCCGGCAGUCUGCGGCUUCUUCCCUUCAAGCUUGGGGGCGCUUUUCUGCUGGCCGGGCGGGCUGUAACUCACGCCUCGGGGUGGCCCUUUGGGGUGAGGAGGCCUUUGCGAGGGUGUCUGCGUUCCCGCCCAUCCUGUGUCUGUGUCCUUUGCUGGGAUUAGGGCAAAGGCAGACGUUCCAUGCGGACGUGUUGCUGUCCUGUGUGUGUUGCAUCCUGCCCACGUGGUAGAGUGUCUCCCGCCCCCCCCUCCCAGCUCCAUUUUUGCAGCUGGUGGGUGAGGAGGGAGGUUAACGGGAUGGUUUUUCCUCUGUGAUUUCCUCCCGGUGGCAUGGAAGGUGUUAGGAUCAGUUUGCUUUGCCGAGGCCGACUGUUGGUUAGAUGAAGAAUCAAGAGUUGUACUCUGAAAUUGAGGCCAGUAGGGGACAUAACAGGGCUUAGUUUCAUUAACAUCUUUUCUCCUCUUCCAUUAGCUGCUCUUACUUUUUCCUCUGUUGGUUAAUCAUAGAGAAUAAGCGCUUGCUACGGAUGAAUUCAGGUAUAUAGUUUUCAUUUCUCGAUUUUACCUUUUAUGUGUCUGGUGAGCAAAGGUUUUGCUAUUCCGUGUUGGUGCAUUCCGCGUCUGUGUUGUCCCUAGUUGGAUUCCUGAGUGAGUUAGAGCCAUUCACUCUAAUUCCUGAAGGAGUUAGAGAUUGGUGGGCACCUUUUUGAUCUUUUUCUGAGAUUUAUUUGUGUUUGUUUUCCUCCGUUUUGUUUCCCAGUGAAAAAGCGUGAUGUCAUAGGAGCGUUAUAUGCACAGCUCUUUUUCUCACAAGGCAGCACUGGUUUCACCUUGUCACUUACUUUGUAGAAACUCUUUUACUUCACUUUUCCCCUUACUCUGUUGACUACCUAUUGCACUCUCUUUUUUGAAACUGGUUUGAAACAUGUUUUGAGUAGUUUUUUUCUUAAUGUCUCUUCCAGAUUAGGGUUUUCAUCUUCUGUUUGGCUCUUUUGAGACCACAGAUUGUUCCCGCAGUAAUAGUGAGAGAGACCUAGUCCCCCUGGUCCCUAGCAAAUAUUUAUAGAAAAACAGUAACUUCUCUCUCUUUUUCUGAGUGACAUAUAUUAUAUAGAUGUGAUUAAAUGUUUUAGUUUCUUAAAUAGGAGGAUUUCUCUUUUUGCUUUUGUGUCUCAGAACUGAGGUGAAUCUUCUUGAUUUUGUGCUGCUGAGGACGAAGCUGGGAAGUUUCUCAUGCUUUCAUUAGAUUUUUUUUGGAUGAGGCUAGAACUUGUUUAUUUUGGCUCUUUUUUGUUCAUUAGUUUGGGUAAAAUAGAAAAUCUUAAUGUUUCAAAGCCACUUACUAGAUUCCAAAGUGUCCUGAAUUCUCACUUUGCUUUUCACAUUGUACAUUCUUUGAGUAUAUUUUUGACUUUUUUCUCCUUUUAUCUGGUACAGUUCGUAUAUUCCCUUUCGUUCUAUGUAGAAUGAAAAUAUUUAAAUAUAGAUUUUAGAUUCUGUUUGCUUUCAUUAUGCUAAGUAUGGGUGGGGCAGUGGAAAAUAGAGAAUGUUGUUCUGAUACAUACAGAGGCUUUUUUUUUUGGUAAGUCAGCAUUUGUGUACUUCUGUAAAGUUCCAUGUUAUCUAUGUGUGAAGUAGUCUGUAUGAAGAGACAAAUAAGAUAUGCGGUCUCUUGGAAAGCUUCAACUUAUGUCGAAAGAACAGAGUUGUUUUUUUUCUGUUGGGGAAACAUGUACAUCAUUCAGAAUUACCAAACUGCAUUGGACUUCUCCUUGGGAUAACAGUACAACCAAAGUCAAAAGUAUUCUCUUUGUGGCCAGAUGGGUUUGUAUGGACAGGCUUGUCCAUCUGUAACUUCAUUAAGGAUGACAUCUGAACUGGAGAGCAGCCUAACAUCUAUGGACUGGUUACCACAGCUCACCAUGAGAGCAGCCAUCCAAAAAUCUGAUGCUACACAAAAUGCGCAUGGAACAGGAAUUUCUAAGAAGAAUGCACUCCUUGACCCAAAUACAACUCUGGACCAGGAAGAAGUCCAACAGCACAAAGAUGGGAAACCUCCAUACAGUUAUGCCAGCCUCAUUACAUUUGCAAUUAAUAGCUCACCCAAAAAGAAAAUGACUUUAAGUGAAAUUUAUCAGUGGAUUUGUGAUAACUUCCCAUAUUAUAGAGAGGCUGGCAGUGGUUGGAAGAAUUCCAUACGACAUAAUCUGUCAUUGAACAAAUGUUUCCUUAAAGUGCCUCGAUCCAAGGAUGACCCUGGAAAGGGGUCCUAUUGGGCAAUAGACACCAAUCCGAAGGAAGAUGCGCUGCCUACUCGGCCAAAGAAGAGGGCACGAUCUGUAGAACGGGCCUCAACUCCAUAUAGCAUAGAUUCAGAUUCUUUGGGAAUGGAGUGUAUUAUUUCGGGAAGUGCCUCUCCAACUCUGGCAAUCAACACUGUGACUAACAAAGUAACACUGUAUAACACUGAUCAGGAUGGUAGUGAUAGCCCACGCAGUAGCCUUAACAACAGUCUUUCAGACCAGAGUUUGGCAUCUGUUAAUUUGAACAGUGUUGGAAGUGUGCAUAGUUACACACCGGUGACAAGCCAUCCAGAAUCAGUCUCUCAAUCAUUAACUCCUCAACAGCAACCACAGUACAACCUUCCAGAAAGAGACAAGCAACUACUUUUCUCAGAAUAUAAUUUUGAAGAUCUUAGUGCCUCAUUUCGGAGCCUUUAUAAGUCAGUUUUUGAGCAGUCACUUAGUCAACAAGGUUUGAUGAACAUCCCUUCUGAAUCUUCCCAGCAGCCCCACACUUCAUGUUCCUAUCAGCACUCUCCCAGCAGUACAGUGAGCACUCACCCACACAGCAACCAAAGCAGCCUGUCCAACAGUCAUGGCAGUGGCCUCAACACCACAGGCAGUAAUUCGGUUGCACAGGUCUCACUCUCUCACCCCCAGAUGCACACACAGCCAUCUCCACAUCCUCCCCAUCGACCUCAUGGUUUACCACAGCAUCCGCAGCGUUCCCCGCACCCAGCACCACACCCACAGCAACACAGCCAGCUCCAGUCUCCUCACCCCCAGCAUCCCUCUCCACAUCAACACAUACAGCACCAUCCGAACCAUCAGCAUCAGACGUUAACACAUCAGGCACCCCCACCCCCACAACAGGUAUCCUGUAAUUCUGGUGUUUCAAAUGAUUGGUAUGCGACACUUGAUAUGCUAAAAGAAAGCUGUCGAAUUGCCAGCAGUGUUAAUUGGUCAGAUGUAGACCUUUCACAGUUUCAAGGUCUGAUGGAGAGUAUGAGACAGGCAGAUCUCAAGAACUGGUCUUUAGAUCAAGUUCAGUUUGCCGAUCUCUGUUCUUCUCUUAAUCAGUUCUUUACACAAACUGGCCUUAUUCAUUCACAGAGUAAUGUUCAGCAAAAUGUUUGUCAUGGUGCCAUGCAUCCAACAAAACCUUCCCAACACAUUGGAACAGGAAAUUUGUACAUAGAUUCUAGGCAAAAUCUCCCUCCUUCAGUGAUGCCACCCCCUGGUUAUCCUCAUAUCCCACAGGCACUCAGCACUCCAGGAACAACGAUGGCAGGCCAUCACAGAGCCAUGAACCAGCAGCACAUGAUGCCUUCCCAAGCCUUCCAGAUGCGGCGCUCCCUGCCUCCAGAUGACAUCCAGGAUGACUUUGAUUGGGAUUCAAUUGUGUAAGGGCUUGUUUCUGCAAGACACCAGACCCUAACGUUACCUUUCUGUGCAGUGAAGGGAAAGGUUUAAGAGAAUCCAGUUGAGAAAACAAACUUGCUAAUCACUUUACCAAUGUUAUCAAAAUUACUUUUGAAGACAAUCAGAAGGAUUUUAGCUGGAUAACUUACUGCUUUUAUCUGACCUGAACAAGUACUACAUGUUUGUCUCCCUGCCAGCUGCCCUAUGUAGCUCCUAACUGUUGUGUGAUUUGGACGGCUUUUUGUGUAUUUGUGUCAGUUUGAUGUUAACCACAAGUGCCAGACUGAUUUUUCAGACGGAGCCUAUUUUGCUGCAAGCAGUUUAUAUAAAGAUACAUAUGUGUAAAUAUAUGUACAAAAAUUACUGAAAGGCUUCAGUUUUUUCUAAUUGGAUUAUUAUGUCUUGAAAGGAAAGUUAUUGUCAGUUUUUAUUCCUUGUUAGGCUAUUUUCUGCAGGAUGCUUUUAACUGAUGUAGGAAACUGAAAGGAAAUAGAUUUUUUCCAAAGCCAGUUCCCCUUAUUUAAUCUUUUUUAGAAAUGUGGGUAAUCUAAGUCAAGGAACCCAGGAUUUGACAUUCUCCAACAAUCCAUAGGGGCAUGUUGCUCCUGAGCAGCAUGAAGAACUGACCAAAUUGGUUUUGAUGCUUGGGGGAUCAUAGAGUAUUUAUGUCUGCUUUUCUAAAUCUGUGUUAUAACAGCUCUAAAAUUUGUUGUUUGGUAAGAAGUUGGGCAUUGCUUGGCUCUUUAAACACAUCAGUGCUUCCAUAUUCAUCUAUGUAUUUAUUAUUCAGAAGUGUUAUUUUAAUAUUUAUUGCUACCUUCUGUGAAUGCUCAACUCCUGUUGGGUUCAUUAAGGAAAAAUGUGUCUGAAAGCACAGAAUUACUUUUUUUUUUUUUUUUUUUUUUUUGAGGUGGAGUCUCACCCUGUUGCCCAGGCUGGAGUGCAGUGGCGCGAUCUCAGCUCACUGCAACCUCCGCCUCCUGGGUUCAAGCGAUUCUCCUGCCUCAGCCUCCUGAGUAGCUGGGAGUACAGGUGCACACCGCCAUGCCUAGCUGAUUUUUUGUAUUUUAGUAGAAACGGGGUUUCACCAUGUUGCCCGGGCUGGUCGCAAACUCCUGAGCUCAGGCAGUCCGCCUGCCUCAGCAUCCCAGAGUGCUGGGAUUACAGGCGUGAGCCACUGCGCCCAGCCCAGAAUUACUUUUCUUGAUAAGAAUUUAUAGACAAGACACUCAGACAUUGUGUCAUUCUCUGUCAUCACUCCUUUUACCAUGUGAAUAGAUUUCUCUGUCUUGGCAUUCUUGCUAAUUCAGACUUAUUAGUUAAAUCGGAUUUUUCUGGAAUUUGAAUCAGAUUCCAUUUGGGCAACAAUAGCAGGGCAGUGUUUCUAAAGCAAGUUUCCCCACUCAUCUAGGUUGUCUUGAAAGGAGGAUAGAGCCACUUACAAUUUUAUUUGCUUCAGUGUUUAAUGUAGAUAUUAUGUAGCCUGCUGUUUCUGUUGUCCUGUAUGUCUUUGUAUGCAUGACAUUUGGUCCCUUUCUUUGAAAUGCAGCCCACCUCUUAAUGGUUUUUUUUAGUGGUGGUGGUUUGUUUUGUUUCAUGUCAUAUCGCAGUUUGCAUGGACUGAUUAUCUUAGUUUUAUGAUAAAACUAGAAAUGGGGGUUUUUUUUUUUUUUUUUUUGAUGAAUAGAUUUUGAAUUGAUUCUUUAGACCAAAAAAAAGUGUCAGUUCUAAUGGGGAAAAAUAUUCCAUCAAGUCAAAGAGUAGUAACUGCUCACUGGUCGCUUUUUAGCAUCUCUGGUCUUAGCAGUCAUGCUAAAUCACUUUAAUUAGCCUUAGUGAUUCUAUGGUUGAGUAAUCUCUACUUGAACUAAACAAACAUCUUUUGUUUUUGUGUGUGUGUGCUGUGUGUGAGAGAGUGUGCCUGUGUGUGUGUGUGUGUGUGUGUGUGUGUGUGUUUUAAUCAAGUGUUGCCUUGAAUGAAUCACUGGGAAGCCAGCCAUGGUAAGGGCUGGUGAGGUUGGGGAGAAAGGAAGAGGUUUAUGUUUCUCUGUUGUUUGGACCCUACUUGGCAUGAAAAAGGAAGCUCAGUUCCAGCCCCUUGGAUCAACGAAAAUCAGAGGAUUCUGGAAAGGCAGCCAACUUGCCCCUCUUAGAAGGAUCAGAGGCAAGAUGAGAUGGCAGCCUGCAGAGUAAAUGCUUGAAAAAAAAAAAGGGGGUGAUUUUCAAUGGUUUGCUUAAGUCACUGUUUUCUA